GCCGCGCGUUUGCGUAUCCGCCCCCUUCUGUCCUGCUCCUCGCUCCCUCUCUCGCGCACACACAUGCACGUUCACGGAGAAUGAGAUGAGAAUGAGAUGAGAACAGUCAUGGAGGAGCUGAGCGCGGUGGGAGAGCAGGUCUUUGAUGCCGAGUGUAUUCUCAACAAACGCCUGAGGAAGGGCAAACUGGAGUAUCUGGUCAAGUGGAGAGGAUGGUCGUCCAAGCAUAACAGUUGGGAACCUCAGGAAAACCUUCUUGACCCGAGACUAUUGGCUGCGUUUAACAAGAGGGAGCAGGAGCGGGAACUCUUGAUCCGCAAAAAGGGGAAACGGCCUCGUGGACGACCCAGAAAAAUACUGGAAACCAUUCCAGCGGUGUCCAAAUCAAGCAGCUCGUCCUCAUCGUCCUCAUCUUCUGGUUCAUCAUCAUCUUCCUCGUCUUCUUCAUCUUCUUCAGAUGAUGACGAUGAUGAAGAUGAUGCCGACAGGAAUCCGAAGCCGAGCCCUCGUCCACGAGAGCACCAUCCGGUCCCUCAGAAGAAAGCCCAGAUCGUGGUAGCCAAGCCGGAACCGCCGAAGAAGAAGCGAGGGAGGAAAGCGAUUCCUCCAGAGCUUAAGGCGCAGCGUCAGGCCAAAGGUCCUCGGAAGAUUCUAAAGCCCAUUUCUAGAGACUCGGAGCUCCGAGGGAGCAUAAAGAAACCGCUCAUGCCUGCAAGCUUCACCUACACCGGUUUGAACCGAAACUCUGGAAGGGAGCCGAUGGCAUUGCAGAACAGAGGUUCUUUUACCCAAAAGAGUUCCUUAAGUUCUUUGGGACGCUCUGUCGGAUCUGCCUCGUCGCCUACUACGUUGAGUCGGCCUCCGCAAUCCAAAACCGCUUCGGAUUUCAAGCUCUCCGUCUCGGAUAUGAGCAGUGGAGGCGUUGACCCCAAAACACCCACGUGCAAAUCUCCAGGAGUGGCUGCGUUGAAUAUUCACAGCAGCAAUGGACAGACAUGUCCACAACUUUCUCCGAAUGUCCCGAAGCCCUCAGAUCAGACUCUACUUCAAAGAUCAGGAUCUCUUCAGAAAUCCCCAUCAAGCUCGUUUUCCUCUCUUAAAACUCCCUCCAGCCUUCAAGCUCUCAAUCUGCAGAGCGUCAACAAAACGGCUCAGGGUAAUGGGAACUCCACAAACGACGGUUCCUACUUGAAGAGCACCUCCACGCCUAGUAGAAAAAGCUCUGGGUUUAAUGCAAGACACGAACAGAGCCCCGCACCGAAUACGCCAAGUAAAUUCCCAACUAAUCAACAAGUCCUUAAGAGUCCACAACGGGAUAAAUCCAAAGCGGACGAUUUGUCUGAAAGACUCGGGAAGAAAAAUCAAGGUAGAGCGGAGAAGAUUCUGGUUCCGACAUCCGAGGGCCGAGAUCAAUCAGCGCAAGACAGAUCCUCGUCUAAAGACGCCGGGAAACCAAGCAAGACCCUAAGUGAGUUGAGCACCGGAGAAGAGGGAACCAGCUCGGAUUCUGACCAGGAUUCCUCAUUUCCGAGCGUCAACCGUGACUUGGCCAUCUCGGUGCAGGCGGGUCAGGACUGGAGGCCGACACGAAGCCUGAUUGAACACGUGUUUGUCACCGACGUCACUGCAAACCUGGUCACCGUAACGGUGAAGGAGUCGCCCACCAGCGUUGGGUUUUUUAGCAUCCGCAAUUAUUGAAUGUCGACAACUGGAACUGCUGCCACUCUGGGAUAAUCGGGAGAAGUUUCGAAGGAAUCAAAGGAACUGUUUGGUGCUUCUCGAUCUUUGGAUUUUACUGUUUUUUACUUGUUUUAACUCAAAAUCACACUGUUUGUAGUUGGUCAGUUUUGGAGUUCUUUAUAGGAGAAGUCCACUUCCAGAACAAAGAUUUACAGAUAAUGUAUUCACCCCCAUGUCAUCCAAGAUGUUCACGUCUUUCCUUCUUCAGUCGUGAAGAAAUAGUUUUUUGAGAAACAUUUCAGCAUUUUUCUCCAUAUAAUGGACUGAUAUGGGGCCCUGAGUUUGAGCUUCUAAAAUGCAGUUUAAAUGUGGCUUCAAACGAUCCUAAAUGCGGUUGUAAACACAUCCCAGCCGAGGAAGAAGGGUCUCAUCUAGCGAAACGAUCGGUUAUUUUCAUAAAAAUUAUACAAUUUAUGUAUUUUUUUAAUGUCACUUGUCUUGUCUUACUUUGCCUUGACUGUUUUUGUUCCGGUUCAUGACAGUUAGUGUAUGUCGAAAAACUCCCAUCUCAUGUUCUCCCUCAACUUCAAAAACAUGCUAUAUUACUGUUUCACCUUUUUUCUUAAGGGUGUUUGAUCUUCUUUGUAUGUUCACUUUGCAAAGACUGGGCCGGUACUUCUGCUGUGACGCAGGAUGAUUUUGAAAUGAUUCUUGAAGUUGAGGGAGAAAAUACGAUCUGAGUUUUUGACAUACCCUAACUGUCUUGAGCCAGAAUACACAGAGUUCAGGCAGAGCAAGACAAGACGAGCGUUUGAGAUUAAAAAGUAUUUAAAUUGUAUUUUUUUUAAAA
This is a messenger RNA of Labeo rohita (rohu), 2530 nucleotides long. RefSeq names its product chromobox homolog 2 (Drosophila Pc class) (gene cbx2). The record is from RefSeq and is a predicted model, not a curated record. Gene Ontology annotation, biological process: negative regulation of transcription by RNA polymerase II. The transcript is spliced from 5 exons. Gene Ontology annotation, cellular component: heterochromatin; PRC1 complex. NCBI's taxonomy places the organism in Eukaryota, Metazoa, Chordata, Actinopteri, Cypriniformes, Cyprinidae. Bases 97 to 1698 code for a protein of 533 amino acids.